This is a messenger RNA of Magallana angulata, 4531 nucleotides long. RefSeq lists its product as uncharacterized. Bases 129 to 3263 code for a protein of 1044 amino acids. Gene Ontology annotation, molecular function: copper ion binding. The record is from RefSeq and is a predicted model, not a curated record. The transcript is spliced from 17 exons. Gene Ontology annotation, biological process: response to metal ion. Lineage: Eukaryota; Metazoa; Mollusca; Bivalvia; Ostreida; Ostreidae.
GGUCGGGUCCAGCAAGAGCCCCAUAAUCAGAUCCAGUCUGGCACUGUGAAUAUUCUACAAACAACCUCCUCUUUGUGUAAACUGGACUAUUUCACUUACUGAAGGUGUUCCAACAUGAUAAUAGAGGGAUGGAGUUUCCAGAGCCUCUUUUGCUUGACGAAGAGCUUGAAAAUCAAUGCAACGAAAUAAGAGCUAUUGCUUCAAAGAAUUGGUUGAGUUCAACUCACAGUUCCUUGCAGCACUUAGACAAAAUCAAGACCUCUAUUUACAAUGUUGGAAUUCACGAUCCGAAGGAGCUUAAAGCUACCAAUUUAUCCUCGCGAGGACAGAGGAGCCAGAGUUUUACAGAUUUAGCUGUUGAUCCAAAUGCACCACCACUAUCACUCCAGCAAAAUGCUAUUGCAUGGGGGAGUAAUGCAUCCAUUCCUGACCUUCUGGCUCAACAUAGUGCUAGAUCUCAGACAAAUGAGAGACUAUCGUCUCGCCGAACUCGUCCCUCAAGUGGUAAAAAACUUCGACCACAGAGUGCUAAAGAAUCAGGAAGUCGCCAAGGGUCACAGCUCCCGCCAAAAGCUCCCAGUAUUGGAGUAAAGGGAGCUCGAGUGGACCCCACAGGGAGGCCCCCAAAGUUUGUCCCCCACACCUCCACUGGGUGGGUGGGGCCACCAGCUGGUCUUAAAUUUGCUGAUGAUUUUCAAACAGAUAUACCCAAUGACAAAACAACCUCUUGGAGUUCUACCCCACCAGUACCUGCAGGCACUCCUAUUCCCUCAGAAUUUGAUCAUCAUGGAGACUCAGUGUUGGGUGAUCACAACACUGACAGGAAUGAAGACAAGACCCCAGAGCCGCCCAAACCCCCCUCCCUCGAGUUGAUUCAUUUCUCACUCCCCAGGAUGGAAGAUGAUUAUGAUGAGGAAGACAGCGAUCUAGACACAGAAAGACUUCUGUCCAAGGCAGAAAUACAUGCACCAUCACCUGCUGGAUUUAACUAUACACACAGUACCACUCAUAAUUCAUCAAGUGGUCCCCUACAGGCCAGCAAUCAAGAGGAUGAUUUCAAAGCUGUUACAAUUCCUGAAGAGCAAAAUAAUAAAAACACUGUGUCAGUUAAGUUUGAUUUGGAUGAUGAUGAUGAUGAAAAUGAUGAUUUAGAAGAUGACUGGGAUGAGGAGUUGGCAGAUCUUCAUCAUGAGGAAAGUUUACCCUUUGUCGUUCCAACAGAAAAAACCUCAGUUAAGUUUAGAGAAGAUAAGAAUGUGACAAUUGAUAUAACUCCAAGAAACUUAGGCUACAAAGUAGCAGAUUUGGAUUUUCAUACAAAGAAAAAGCAUAUUUCACCAAAGGAUGAUGAACUUCAGUCAUUUUUAUCAGUCAGAAGUACAGGUCCAACCAAGAGUCAAUUAGCUGAGAGUAACCAUGGUAACAAACACACUGCAGAAGUUAAAUCUAGUCAACAGAGCUACACAGAAAAGCCAAGACCUUUGAGUUCUGUUUUGAAGAAUAGAACCGAAGUCCAUGACACUAAAUGUGAAAAAAGACUGACCCAGGAAAGACCCAAAUCUGCAAACAAGCCGUCCACGCCAGUUGCCAUGGUUACUGUUGCUUAUAGUGAUAUGGAAAAUGCAAAGAAAACGUCUAAAUCAAAGUCCAGAAAAAAGCAUUCAGAAAAAGAUGUGAUUACAAUGGUGCAGACAGUACAAUCAGAAAGUGAAGAUGAAGAAGAUAGAAAACUGGAAGAUGGAAGUGGAGACAAAAUCACGCCUGACAAACUUGAGUCUUGGAUGCCAACAAAGUGUGUAUCAGAUCCCCCGAAGAACUACUACGAAUUAUCACGGAAGUCAGCCUCAGUACAGAGUCAUGUCCGCGAAGUCUCUCCUCCAUCAUCUUCUCAUGUGUACAAGACAACCAAGACCAUCGAGUUUGAUGAAUACAAGCCCAAGGAGACUUCCAUUAAGAGUGUGAUUGAUAACAGUGCUCUGUUGAAGAGUCGAGACAAAGAGAGAUUCGUUGGUCUAGAGGAAGGAGGCAGACUUAGGGCCAGGCUGUCCAGUGAGCACCCCCCUCAUCUGACCCCCAAGGACAGGCCAGCGAACAGACCAAGAAGUGCAAUGAUUCAGAAAACCAAAUCCAAUACUGACAUGGAGCAUUCUUUCACAAAAGGUGCACAUGUGACAGCACACGCAGAAAAAACUGGUGCAAAGAGGAUGCUGCGAAGACCCCUUUCUGCACCAAGUCAAAGAAAGGCUCUAGAGUUCUUGGAAAAAGAGGAAAACAAAAGAAAUGAAGGAGCUCAGGAGAAUCAAAAUAUCUCCAUUGAUACGAAACCUGUUUUAAGUGAAAAGGAAAAAGAGAUAGAAAACCUCAUAAACAAACAUCUACGCAGAAAUAACUUGGCUUCUCUGUCAUCCAGACCAGUGGUCCAUGAGAAUGCGCACUUAAAACUUGAGGAACCAGAAGUGGCUUUGACUGAGGAGGAGACGAAUGUUGAUGUCUCAGAGGUCACAGAUAAUACACCUAGUGAGGCAGAAAAGGUGAUUGAAACAAACACUCCAUCAUCAGCCGGCAAACCAAAGACAGUCAGCAGAAAGACAAAGAAAAACUAUGAGGACGUAGAAACACUUGUUAGUGGGAAAUGUCAACAUUCAGAAAAGACAGAGAGUUCAAAAGAAAAUAAGGUCAACCGAAUGGUGCUGAAAAUGGCGGAAACCCAGGUCAAUGCCAAGCUAUCAGACAACACAAGACAUUAUGCCUCCUACUCCCGGAGUCGAGUGCGCUCUGCUCCCAUCAGAAGGGUAUCAUCAGAGCCCAAAGUCAGAUACACAAAGCCUCUCUUCAUCCACUCCAAAAUUCCAGAUGAUGAUGUGGUCACGGAGAAUGAAAUUGAGGCUCAUCUUAUUCAUGAACGACUCGCUUCUGACAAUGUGUACAUCAGACCAGAAACACUAGAGAGAGCUCUUUAUCCACCAUCUGGAAAAACUUUGUAUUAUGACAUCGAGAACAAGUUACCUAGAUCUACCUCAGCAAGUUUGCUAAGUCAUCCUAAGGUCUGGCUUCCAGUGGAAUACAAACAGUUUAAGUUAGCUGAGAAAAACUUAAAUAGGGCAAAUGAAAUCAUUCGCAGACAGGAACUGGCAGAAGAAAGGAAAGCUAGACUGGCAGAGCUAGGAUCAGUCGCCAAGAAAAAGAAAGGAAAGAAAGGGAAGAAACAAGGGACUGGAAAGAAGAAAGGGGAGACAACUGUAAAGAAAAAGUCCAUAUGUUGAUGUUGUGAUUUUGGGUCAAAACUUUUAGUUCGUAGCCAUAGGCAGCUUAUAAUUUUUCUAUCAUGCAUCACAUGGAUUCAUGUCUUUGAAACCUCAAUUAUCUAUUUAUUUACAAUUGACCCCUGCCACUUAUUUUUGAAUUAAUAAUUUUAAGAAAGUGACUUUUUACGCACAUUACAACUAAUUACAGAAGCCUUGCAAUAUAUAUUUACUUAUUUUGAUUUUUGAUAUAUAUGGAAACCAUGAGAUAACACCUUUACAUGUGCAUUCCUGCAUGUACGUGUAUUACAGCCACAAAUACUGGUAUGCAGUUAUGUUAUGCUUUGUUAGAAAGAGCAUAUGGUGACUGUGAUGUAAAUAACUGAUUGCAGUUAUAUCUUAUGAUCUGUAGUCUUGUUUUUGUUGUAUGAUCCUCAAUUUACAAAUGCUGUGAUAUAAAACAAAUGGCCUAACAUUCAAUUAUCUGCCUUAUAGAUUAUUCAUUUAUCAGCCUUACUGUUUGUUUUUUAUGCCUUUUACGCAUGUCAUAAAAUAUGGACAUGCAUUAUGGCCUUUUUAGUAUUUUUCUUGUCUUAUCUUUUAUUUUUUAAGUUGUUAACUUCAGCAGUACCUCAUGCCUUAGUUUUUGGUACAUAUACUAUAUUGUAUAUCAUUAGCCAUGUUUUUGUUGUGAAAAGAUUUUAUUUAGUACAUAUAAUGUACAUGUAUUUUAGUAGGCAAUAGAAUCUCAUGUAUACCCACUUCUGAUACAGGGUGCUUGCCUAUAUAUGUCAUUGCAGACACUAUCAACAUUUACUUUUACCAUUGUAGUCUUGUUCACAGGGUGUUAGUCACAAAGGCAGUAUUAUUUAUAAAUUAUAACAUUUUUAAAAUGGGUUCACUUAUAUGCAUUGUAUUAAUUGAUUUGCAAAUGCUAACAUGUGUAACAGGAUAUGUCAACUUCAAAAUUGGUGAAUGCUUGAAUGAACUGUCCUUUAUUUCUUUAAAAAAUUAAAACGAAUUGUUACAUGUUGUGCAUGUACUAACGAUUGUUUACAAUGCACCAAUAGUUUCUUUUUAUGGUGCAAUGCUUUGCGAUGUACUUAAAGAACCUUAGCAAAUGUGUUAUGCAUGUACAUAUAUUAUCACAAAUAGAACUGCAGUAUUGAAAUCUAUGCAUUUAUUUGUAUAGACAUUUAUAAUACAUUAUUUGCUUCAUAGUGCUAAAAUAUUAGGACUUUCCAUUGUUUGUAUAUAUGUUAAAAAAAAAUAAAAUGUCUGGACAAGUC